Messenger RNA from Felis catus (domestic cat), 1169 nucleotides. RefSeq names its product olfactory receptor 6M1. The record is from RefSeq and is a predicted model, not a curated record. NCBI's taxonomy places the organism in Eukaryota, Metazoa, Chordata, Mammalia, Carnivora, Felidae. Gene Ontology annotation, biological process: G protein-coupled receptor signaling pathway. The transcript has a single exon. Gene Ontology annotation, molecular function: G protein-coupled receptor activity; olfactory receptor activity. The coding region runs from base 110 to 1063 and encodes 317 amino acids. Gene Ontology annotation, cellular component: membrane.
AUGUAAGGCACUCCCUACAACACAUUUUCAACAGAUAUUUAUAAGAUGAUCUCCCAAGCUGAUCUUCCUUUUCUUCUUUCUUAAGGGAGACCCUGCCUGCUGUGUAGCCAUGCCCAUGGGAAAUUGGAGCACGGUGACUGAAUUCACCCUGAUCGCCUUUCCCACUCUCCUGGAGCUUCGAAUACUCCUCUUUGUGGUUCUUUUGCUGACGUACACACUAACAGCAAUAGGAAACAUUGUCAUCAUCUUCCUAAUAUGGACUGAUAAUCACCUGCAAACCCCAAUGUACAUUUUCCUCAGUAAUCUGUCUUUUCUGGAUAUUUUAUACACCACUGUCGUUACACCAAAGUUGCUAGCCUGCCUCCUAGGAGAGAAGAAAACCAUAUCCUUUGCUGGCUGUAUCACUCAAACAUAUUUCUACUUCUUUCUGGGGACAGUGGAGUUUAUCCUCCUAGCAGUGAUGUCCUUUGACCGCUACGUGGCCAUCUGUAACCCCCUGCGCUAUACCAUCAUCAUGAACAGCAGGACCUGCCUCCUGCUGGUUCUGAGCUGCUGGGUAGGAGCCUUCCUGUCUGUGUUGGUACCAACCAUUGUAGUGACAAGGCUACCUUACUGUGGAAAAGAAAUCAAUCAUUUUUUCUGUGACAUUGCCCCUCUUCUGCAGGUGGCCUGUGUAGAUACUCACCUCAUUGAGCAGAUCAACUUCCUCCUAUCUGCCCUUGUCAUCCUGAGCUCCCUGGCAUUCACUACUGCGUCCUAUACCUACAUCAUCUCUACCAUCCUGUGCAUCCCCUCGGCCCAAGGCCGUCAAAAGGCUUUUUCUACCUGUGCUUCUCAUAUCACGGUCAUUGCCAUUGCUUACGGGAGCAAUAUCUUUGUGUAUGUGAGACCCAAUCAGAACUAUUCCCUGAAUUUUGACAAGGUAGCUGCUGUCCUCAUUACAGUGGUGACCCCUCUCCUGAAUCCUUUUAUUUAUAGUUUGAGAAAUGAAAAGGUGAAAGAAGUAUUGAGAGAGACAAUAAACAGAAUCAUGUCCUUGAUACUAAGGAUAACCGGACAUUAGUGCUUAGUACAUCACACAUUUCUUAUCUGCAACACAUUCAUUCUGCACGAGUACUGUGCCAUGUUGACAUUCCAGAAACGUGAGACGGGGUCAACAGGAUGAACAA